UGCUCAUGUGUCAUGUCUUAACCUUACUUAUAACCUAAAAUAUUUUAAAACUAACGAGUAAACAAGGGUUAAUUGUUUUAUUAAAAAUAUUUCCUUAUACCAUGGUUUCCGUCAAACCUAAUUUAGAAAAACGCAAAGAGAAAAGUAUUAAACUCAAACCGAAUAAAAAGAUAAGCAAUGUUAAUGCGAAAAAGAAAAUUACCAAUAUUUUGAAAAAUGUAAAUGUAGAGAAACUACAAAAAGACUCCAAAGAAAUUAUUAAAGCAAAGAAAAAUAAUAAGAUUUCUGAAGAUGUUAGUGUUAAUAAGUUACGUAAAGUAAAGGUAAAUGCUAAGAAAAUAACCAAGGUAAAGGAGAAUGGAAGUUUAGGUAAACUACAUAAAAAUGCUGAAGAAAAAAUUAAUGUAAAAGAAGAUAAGAAGAUUUUGGACAAUAUUGGUGAUCAUAAAGUACCUAAAGACACAGAAGAAGUGGUAAAGGCAAAGAAAGUUAAAUAUGUGAUGCCAUCAAAAGCAGUUAAGGAAGAUCUUGUUAAUUCCUGCCUCAAUGCUCUACAAAAACUAACCAUACACCAUAACAAAAAAAAUACAAUUUUCGGUACUGAAACCUCCAUUUUUGCAGAAAUACGUUGUAUUAAAAUACCUCGCAGUAGAGGAAAUGUCAAGUUUGUGCUGCCACACAGUACAGCUGCAUCUACUAGAGAAAUUUGUCUUAUUACUCCCGAUUUAAAAAAAGGAAAGAGAAUUGAUCAUGAACCAACAAUAGAUCAUUGGAAAGAUAUUCUUCAGGAAGCAGGAGUAACUGAGGUCAAAACGGUUUUGCCUUUAAGGCAAUUGAAGGUGGAAUAUGAUCAAUUUGAAUUAAAACGGAGACUAUUAACACAACAUGACUUCAUUAUGGUUGACACAAGGGUGUUAAAUCAUGCCUCACAUUUGUUGGGCAAAAUGUUUUUCAAAAAGCACAAUAUGUUGAUACCAGUCAAAGUGAAUGAGAAAGGGAAUAUCAAAAAAGAUGUUACCGUAGGAUUGAGGACUACAAUGCUUCGUUUGAACGAAGGUCACACUUCAACUAUUUUAGUUGGUCAUACAAGCAUGGCACAAAAUGAUUUGAAAGAGAAUAUUCUGUCAUUAAUAAGUCAGUUGAAAGACAGAUAUCCAGGUGGAGAGGCCAAUAUAAGGGCUAUAUCUCUAAAACUGCCAUUAUCAUUGUCAUUGCCUUUGUAUCUUACACUAAGAUCAAUAAAUACUGUUGGAAUUCCUAAGCUAGCACAUAAGAAACCCAAGCACUUUACUACUGUGGAAGAUGAGCUAAGUACUAUUCCAGGCAGCACAGUUAGAGUAGAACCUGACGGUACUGUGCAUGUAAAGAAACCCAAAAAAGGAGAUAGAAUUAAUAAAGAGGAAAAUAAUAUAGAAGAUGAAGACAGAAUGGAAGAUGAAAAUGAGAGUGAAGAAGGUAAUUCUGAAGCUGAAAUCAGUGAAGAAGAUUAAACUAUUGUGAACUAUUAACUAUGAAAAAUAAAAAUCCUUUUUUCUCAUUAA
Molecule: messenger RNA, 1541 nt
Organism: Papilio xuthus (Asian swallowtail)
Lineage: Eukaryota; Metazoa; Arthropoda; Insecta; Lepidoptera; Papilionidae
Product: ribosomal L1 domain-containing protein CG13096
Exons: 5
Coding region: 102-1490 (462 amino acids)
Source: RefSeq, a predicted model, not a curated record